Messenger RNA from Salvelinus fontinalis (brook trout), 5679 nucleotides. RefSeq names its product transmembrane protein 65-like. Gene Ontology annotation, biological process: cardiac ventricle development; regulation of cardiac conduction. The transcript has 7 exons. Gene Ontology annotation, cellular component: mitochondrion. NCBI's taxonomy places the organism in Eukaryota, Metazoa, Chordata, Actinopteri, Salmoniformes, Salmonidae. Bases 1296 to 1991 code for a protein of 231 amino acids. The record is from RefSeq and is a predicted model, not a curated record.
AAGUACCUAGGAGGAACUACCAGGGAUAAGGGAUCGACAUUUUCCAACUCUGCCUACAACACACAAACCAAACUCAAACCUUACAAACCAAAUGCUGAAUCCUCACAUAGAUACUUGACAAUGCAGCCAUUAAAACACAUUAUUUGGCAAAACAAAGGUACUUCUGAUCACACAUGGCUACGAAUGUAAUAAUGCCUCGAAAUAAUUUGAGUAGCGCAUCCUGUUUUAAACCACAAGGUGGUAACAUUACAGCAUUUUUAUAAACGUUGCUUUACAAACAGACAGCAUGGGAUGAUUCACUAGUUGUUGGAUAUUUGAUUGCCCAUCUAGCCGAAUGUAUGUACAUUGGACAUUUUUAUUUUAUAUUUGAUACGUUUUGUGUUGCAUUUUGGGAGAUGUAGUUUACUACUACUCGAGGCGGAGCUCAGUCAUGAUGAAACUUGGACCAACAAAUAUCUCUGGAGACGUGGUAGCAAGAAUAAUUAAUCUAGCUAGAUGAAUAUACCUAUGAUAUGUGAAAAUGUCAGCUCAAUGUAGUAAAUGAUGAUCGAGGAAGAACACGAGAAGAGAAACCAUACAGUAUUUGGGAGAAAAACUACAUGGGUCGCAAGUGGAAGUAAUCGAGGAAGGCUUCCAGUCGACGACUCGGCUCAUAACAUUGAGAUCAGUUUUUUGGGCCAUAUCAAGACUUUCUGAGGAAUUGCACGGACGUUUGCAGUGAAAUUGCUUAUUUCUCAAGCCAGAGUGGACCCGCAAACGCCACAUUAUUUUCUUACGGGUCGUCGACUCAUAUUAGCAGGCAUGCCAGAGUCUUUGACAUGCGGUUUUGUGCAAUUAGCUUAAGUUGGCUAGCUAGCUAUUGUUUUCCUUUCGCGAACUGCUCUGUCUUGCCAGUCACAUUUAGUAAUAUAUUAUUCCAGAAAUGCAAGAGGAGUCGACUGCAGUUUGCUAACUACAUUACUAUUUCCAAAAUAAUAGAAGAGUGGACUUUCACUUUGCAUGGGCAUUACUUUAUCUACAAAGUAACGUUGCAACUUGGCAAUAAUAGUUAGCUAGUUUAACUUUACUUGCUAGUGUGGUUUGGCUAGUUUGACUGCUCUCAAAUGAUUACGCUAACUCGUUCAAUGUUGGCUACUUACGUUACUACAGUAAACUAGCUAGUUUUUCGAAUUGGCUGGUUGGCAGUGCUGUUCAAUGUCAAACUGGGGGAGAACCUAUCCAUUCUAUUUGAAGGCUUUUGGGAUACACCCACAUUUUUUAUUUGUACGAACAACACAUUUGCCCCUUUUGCCACAAUGUUCAAGCUUUGUCUUCAGAGAACUCUAGGAUACACAGUCUCAUCAAGGGCAGUGCUGGAAAGUGUCACUGCCGGAAAGGUUUUGAAGGUGUCCCACGUGCAAAGCUGUUGGAUGGGAACGCUCGGACUCAACGAGCAGCGGGAGCACCUGAACUCUCCAAAAAGAGCAAAAGAAUUCAUCUACAGCCUUCACCCCAAAGAAAGAACAUGUUUACUCAAAGAACUACAGAGCUUUGAGUCCAUAGCUAUAGCACAAGAGACGCAAGAGACUUCACCGCUUACUCAAGCUCAGAUCAGAUACGUGCUCCUACACAAUGCAAUCCCCUUCAUUGGUUUUGGCUUCCUGGACAAUGCCAUCAUGAUUGCGGCAGGAACCCAGAUUGAGUUGUCUAUAGGGGUCACCUUUGGACUAUCGACCAUGGCAGCUGCAGCUCUUGGGAACUUGGUUUCAGACCUGGCUGGACUUGGUCUUGCAGGAUACGUGGAAAUCCUAGCUUCCAGGCUAGGGAUGCAGGUUCCUGACUUGACCCCCAAGCAGGCAGACAUGUGGCAGACCAGGGUUAGCUCCCACGUGGGAAAAGGCAUUGGAGUCACAAUCGGAUGCAUUCUCGGAAUGUUCCCCCUGCUAUUCCUAGGGGAUGAUGAAGAUGAGCACAAGAAAAAAAAAGCACAAACAAACACCCCAAACUCUUAACAGCAUGGUAACAAUCUUUUUGGUCUCGAGUCAAUUGCAACAAGCAUCAUCAGCAUGAUUUUAGUUGAUCUCUAUCUCUGAAAACCUUCUCUAUUUCAUUAUAUAUGCCAUUUACCAGACGCUUUUAUCCAGUGACUUAGUCAUGGGUGCAUACAUUUUACGUACGGAUGGUCCCGGUAAUCAAACCCACAAUUCUGGCAUUGCAAGCUCCAUGCUCUACCAACUGAGCUACCAGGUAAUCUUCUGAAAAUCUAUUAUGAGCCAUUAGGCUUAUAAAGUAGUUGCAUUUGAUGGCAAGGUAUUUUCGCAGGAUGGAUUUCGUUGAACAUUUGUUUGAGAUUAAGUUAAAUCAAUGUACACUACCGGUCAUAAGUUUUAGAACACCUACUCAUUCAAAGGUUUUUAUUUUUACUAUUUUCUACAUUGUAGAAUAAGAGUGAAGACAUCAAAACUAUGAAAUGACACAUAUGGAAUCAAAAAAGUGUUAUAUAUUUUAUAUUUGAGAUUCUUCAAAGUAGCCACCCUUUGCCUUGAUGCACACUCUUGGCAUUCUCUCAAUCAGCUUCACAGUCUUGAAGGAGUUCCCAGAUAUGCUGAGCACGUGUUGGCUGCUUUUCCUUCACUCUGCAGCCCGACUCAUCCCAAACCAUCUCAAUUUGGUUUAGGUCGGGGGAUUGUGGAGACCAGGUCAUCUGAUGCAGCACUCUAUCACUCUCGUUCUUGGUCAAAUAACCCUUACACAGCCUGGAGGUGUGUUGGGUCAUUGUCAUGUUGAAAAACAAAUGAUAGUCCCACUAAGUCCAAACCAGAUGGGAUGGCGUAUCGCUGCAGAAUGCUGUGGCAGCCAUGCUGAUUUAGUGUGCCUUGAUUUGUAAAUAAAUCACUGACAGUGUCACCAUCAAAGCCCCCCCACAUUAUAACACCUCCUCCUCCAUGCUUUAUGGUGGAAAAUACACAUGCGGAGAUCAUCCGUUCACCCACACCGCGUCUUACAAAGACACAGCAGUUGGAACCAAAAAUCUCCAAUUUAGACUUCAGACCAAAGGACACGUUUCCACCAGUCUAAUGUCCAUUGCUCGUGUUUCUUGGCCCAAGCAAGUAUUCUUCUUAUUGAUGUCCUUUAGUAGUGGUUUUUCAAUUUGACCAUGAAGGCCUGAUUCACACAGUCUCCUCUGAAUUCUUGAUGUUGAGAUGUCUGUUACUUGUGACUGUGAAGCAUUUAUUUGGGCUGCAAUUUCUGAGGCUGGUAACUCUAAUGAACUUAUCCUCUGCAGCAGAGGUAACUGGGUCUUCCAUUCCUGUGGCGGUCCUCAUGGGAGACAGUUUCAUGAUGGCCCUUGAUGGGUUUUUGCGACUGCACUUGAAGAAACAUUCAGUUCUUGACAUUUUCCGUAAUUGACUGACCUACAUGUCUUAAAGUAAUUAUGGACUGUCGUUUCUCUUUGCUUAUUUGAGCUGUUCUUGCCAUAAUAUGGAUUUGGUCUUUUACCAAAUAGGGCUAUCUUCUGUAUAACCCCCUACCUUGUCACAACAAGUGAUUGGCUUAAACGCAUUAAGGAAAGAAAUUCCACAAAUUAACUUUUAAUAAGGCACACCUGUUAAUUUAAAUGCAUUCCAGGUGACAACCUCAUGAAGCUGGUUGAGAGAAUACCAAAAGUAUGCAAAGCUGUCAUCAAGGAAAAGGGUGGUUACUUUGAAGAAUCUAAAAUGUUGUUUAACACUUUAGUGUUGAUGUCUUCACUAUUAUUCUACAAUGUAGAAAAUAGUAAAAAUAAAGAAAAACCCUUGAAUGAGUAGGUGUUCUAAAACUUUUGACAGGUAGUGUAUGUGAUCAUCAUGAGUCAUUGCAAGUUACUCAGACUCGUCCCUGUUGGCCCACUGAUGGACUACACUGCAGUCAAUUGGUUUACAUUUAUCAUGGAGUUGUUGGAAGCUGAAAUGAAAACACAAAUCAUGUUGUCAGUCUUCAAGUUUCACAAUUUUGGCAAAAGAUAAAACCAAGGAACACGUAAACUGCUACCUCAAUGGUAUUUUAUUUUUGUUCUGAUUGAAACAUCAACAGGUUGAACUAGCUUGUACAUCAAAGGAUACGUCUUUUGUUUUCUGUACAAUAUAUGAUUUAUUGAUUUUGUUUAUCAACAAGGAAAAAGGGAUUACUUUAUCAUUUGAAAAUCAGUUCACGAAUGCUGUUUUAUAGCACUACUAACCCAGUUUUUCAGAUGCAAAGUUACAAACAUACCUGUACUAUACACACAGUACAUUGAGUAUGCAUAAUGCCCUGGGUUCCUAGGAUGUCAACAUCUUAAAUUGGCUAUCUAUUAUGCUAACGAUUGCUAACUAGCCUUCACAAUUAUUUUAGCAAAGCCUAAACCUUUGAAGUGCCUCAAGUUUAUUUGUAUUUAUUUUUUGACCUUUUUAAAAACAAGCACACAGAUUUUAUUUUGUGAAAGUAUUUAACUUCAUGUUUAAAAAAACAACUAAAAAGCGUCAUUUUUAGUAUGUAAAUGUUAAUCUGCUUUAUUUUGGCGAAAUUAAGGAAACCGUUUCUGAAGAAAGCUGAAGAAUUAAGCGUAAAUCUGCACUCACUACAGUAUGUGUUCUAAAACAGGUUGGAUUUAUGUGCACAGAAGACGAGCAAUACAAUGUUUCUUAAAAUGCAAUUACUGCACCUAUUAUUUUGUUGCCAAUAUUAUAGACUUUUUGUAGGAUAGCUACGAAUGUUUAUCUGAGACAACCAUUUACUUAUGGUGGCCUAAAAUCAGAUUUUUUUUAAUAGAUGUAAUCAAACUAGUCAUAUUUGUGUGAAAGGAUAUUCUUUGUUUUCUGUGUAUUUGAAUAUCGGUAUUCGUUUUCUCAGUUUGCCUUUUCUGAUUUCAGUAAAUGUGGUACUUAAACUGGAAUGCCCCUCACCACACUGCUGUAUUUCCUCAUGAAUUGUAAUGAAUGUUUAUAAUGACCCUUAUUAUUUAAACUAUUAUUGCUGUUGUCAGCAAUGUACUUCGAUGUAAAAACACUGUUGCAGCACAACCAGACUAAUAAGAAAGUGUGCACCAAGGUGUAACAAAUGGUUUGAUAGUUUUUGUUUGAAAGCAAUGAAUGUUGUGGGUGAGGUAGUAUUUCUGCAGUUUGGGCUUGAUCUCUCUACAUCCUUCUCUUUAGCACUAAUCGCCAUGCACAAUUUCCUCACCUCUGCCCUCUGGUGGCUGAAACAUUUUUAUCUGCCUCAGCUCAUUCUCCCUAUUGCUAUUCCUCCUGGCGUUCUCUGGUCUUGCUUGUUGCACCAAUUUCCCCUCCUGUGGAAUCUUUGUUUUUGCCUGAUUUCCAUCAAUUAUCUGAACAGCCAUCUCCCCGUCUUUGCUAUCCAACUCUUCGCUCUCCAUUAUUGGUUAUUGCUCCACCAUGAUAUCGCAGUAGAUCUCUCCUCCUUGUAUCAUGUUUUUUCUUUGUCCCCAUUAAUGAACAUGCAAGAAAGUAUCAUGCUAAUAAAAGAACUACCGGCAUUCAUUUAAACAAAUAUGGACUUAUCAUCCAAUGCUCUUCCCCACUACCAUGUGCAUAAAAUGUAUCUAUGCUGCCAUGUUUGCAUUUUAAAAUGUAUACUUAUACCAUUGAAGAGAAAAUACUUGUGUAAAAAGACUGAUUGCUCUUGUAUUUUGCAACAAUGAUUUAAUAAAACAUGCAAGCAAUA